UGUAUCUAAUCGGGACCCACUCUUCUAACUCUUUUUUCCCCUUUCUUCUCCUAUCCUCUCACAACUCACAAGUCAUCUCCUUCAAUUCCCACCUGAGAAACUAGCUCCCCCACGAAAGAGCUUCGGUCUUUUUGUAUCUGGGUCUGUCCUUAGUUUCUAGGCCUUGUUCUGAUUACUGUUGAGGUUUGGUGAUGAAGAGAGGGAAAGAAGAAGAGAAGAGAUUGGAACCGAUGUUCCCAAGGCUACAUGUGAAGGAUGCAGAGAAAGGAGGGCCAAGAGCUCCUCCAAGAAACAAGAUGGCUCUCUAUGAGCAACUUAGCAUCCCUUCUCAGAGGUUUACUAGUAGUGAUCGUGCUGGGUCUUUGCCCCGUAACACCUCCCCUUUGCUUCCUCCUGGACCAUCAUCUAACCAGGGAACUGAUAACUUUGUCUCCCAUAUGCCCUUCAUGGAAAAUGUGCGGGCUUCUUCAGCACAUCAUGAUCAUCAGAGGAAAAUAGCUAGAGAGGAAGAUGAUUUCGCUGUUCCAGUAUUUAUUAACUCUAGAUGUUCUGGCAGAGGCAAGAGUGGCUCAAAGCGAGGUGUUGGCUUGGCAGUUAACUCAGCUACAGAGGAAAUGGAUCUUGCAUCGACUAGUGACCGAGUAGAUGAUGGACGCAUUAAUAAUGGAGUUGAGUCUCACAUGGCGGCAUCGGAAGAAGAAGGUCAUGGUCAUGGUCAUGGUAAUGCUAACGAUGAGUACUGUACAAGUGGAGGAGGAUACACCUCUCUGCAACAAGAGAUAAAUAAUGAAGAGGAGGCGAGUGAUGAUAAUUCUAUGGUGGAUUCUGUUUCCAGCUUAGAUGUCUAUCCCGAUGACGUUGUGGGAGUGUUGGGUCAAAAACGUUUCUGGAGAGCAAGGAAAGCUAUUGCCAAUCAACAAAGAGUAUUUGCUGUUCAACUGUUUGAGCUGCACAGGCUGAUUAAGGUCCAAAGACUAAUAGCUGCAUCGCCGGAUGUUUUGGUCGAUGACAUGAGCUAUGUUGGAAAAGUUACUGCUAAAAGCUAUCCAGUGAAGCAGCUCCACCUUCCAUCAGGUUUUAUAGUAAAGCCUCCUCUACCACAGGUUAUCAAACACAGAAACAGCAGCGACUCGGACAAGACUGACCAACAUAAAAUGGAAUGCUCAGCUGAGAACGUAGUUGGGAAGCUGCCAAACCAAGGUCAAGGUCAAGGUCAAGUUCAUCAUCAUCAUCAACCUUCCAACUACAUGAUGCCUUUUGCGACCAACCAACCCUCUCCAAAUGGAUGUUACUAUCCUCCUCAGCCUCCUCCUUCGGGAGGAAACCAGCAAUGGUUGAUCCCUGUAAUGUCUCCUUCCGAAGGGCUGAUAUACAAGCCGCACCCAGGUCCAGAUCCGGGGCACACGGGGCCGGUCUGUGGAGGGUAUUAUGGUCAUUUCAUGCCUGCACCAAUGUUCAUGGGUGGUGGUGGUGGUCAGCCUCCUCCGUUUCACCCGGGCAUGGGAUUCCCAUCUCAUGGUAAUGGCUACUUUCCUCCAUAUGGUGGUAUCAUGAUGAACCCUUACUAUUCCGGACAACAAGAACAACAACAACCCAAUGAGCAAAUGAACAACAACAUCCAACAACAGAGCUCAGUGAAUGAAGCGACUUCACAACAACAACAGCCAACGAAAUCUUAUCCUCGGGCUAAAAAGAGCAGGCAAGAGGGAAUCUCUGGUAAGAAGAAGUCCUUUCAACCAUUCUUAGCGGUUGAUGAUGUUCAUGAUGACAAGAUCAACAAUGCUGCACAACCUACUGAGGAAAUGAUGACGACAACCACAACCACAACAACAACUGUGACUCAGACAACGAGAGAUGGAGCAGGAGUGACGAGAGUGAUCAAGGUGGUUCCGCACAAUGCCAAUCUGGCGAGUGAGAACGCUGCAAGAAUUUUCCGGUCAAUACAAGAAGAGCGUAAACACUACUACCCUUGAGCCUUUCUCUCCUUUCUUCUUCGUUGUGUUGUUAUGCAUUGGAGUAGUGUGAUAGAUGUUAUUCUCCAAAAUUUGUAUAAUAUAUAAACGUAUGAAAGCUUGGUAUGUCAUCACUCAAUUCAUAUCCUAAUAUUAAAAGUCUUGUAAACAUUUUGGAACACA
Messenger RNA from Brassica oleracea var. oleracea, 2135 nucleotides. Its product is annotated as protein EARLY FLOWERING 3-like. The coding region runs from base 192 to 1973 and encodes 593 amino acids. The transcript has 5 exons. The record is from RefSeq and is a predicted model, not a curated record. Lineage: Eukaryota; Viridiplantae; Streptophyta; Magnoliopsida; Brassicales; Brassicaceae. Gene Ontology annotation, biological process: regulation of photoperiodism, flowering.